Messenger RNA from Penicillium atrosanguineum, 1200 nucleotides. RefSeq names its product phosphatidate phosphatase App1 family protein. Gene Ontology annotation, cellular component: actin cortical patch. Lineage: Eukaryota; Fungi; Ascomycota; Eurotiomycetes; Eurotiales; Aspergillaceae. Bases 1 to 1200 code for a protein of 399 amino acids. The transcript has a single exon. The record is from RefSeq and is a predicted model, not a curated record. Gene Ontology annotation, molecular function: phosphatidate phosphatase activity.
AUGGCAGAACCAGCUCAACGGCCAUCUGUACCAGAGAGGCGUGGCUCAGGUUUCUUGAACUUCUUCUCGUCUAUUCUAGCCUCCAAGAACCCACUGCCUCAUGCGGCAGACCCAAGCAAGAAUACCGUCUGGCUGUUGGACAACACGGCCUAUCUAUCGAUCAACGAUGAUUCAGACGGCAAUGGGCAGCAGUCAUGGAAAGCCGAAGUUGUCGCAUGUAUUUUCCAGACCGAGGGCCGUAAAGAUGUCGGUAAAUGGGUCGCUGCGAUCGCCGAUUAUAUUGGCCUGGAUGGGGAGGUCGGCCUCGAUGACCAUGGCGCCACCAUGGCGCAUGCGAUAAUUGAAAAGCGCGUACAGCCAUUUCUCGACCAUGUCUCUCUUUCUUGCACCGCCAGAAUCGACAUGAAGGUUGAUGGAUUAGCCCAGUCCCACUCCCUGGGACCUUCUGACCGCAACGGCAUCAUCAGCCAGAUUGUUGACCUGGGUGGAUCUGAUGUCCACGAUGGCGCCGUCAUACGUUCGUCAGCUCAUAGCUUCAACGACCAGCCCGCGGCAACAGGAGAAACACGCUUCGCCGCACCAGAAGGCUGGCUUGUUGUCUCGGACAUUGACGACACGAUCAAGCGCACCAUGACGAUGGAGCCCACCGGCAUUCUUCGUACCACCUUCGCCGAGGAACCUGUGCCGAUCAAAGACAUGCCAGAGUUCUAUCGUCAUAUACAUUUUGAGUUAGACCCAACCUGGUUCUAUCUUUCGGCAUCCCCCUACAACCUCUAUCCAUUCCUGCACCAGUUCCUCCAUGAGUACUACUGCCCUGGCACAAUCGUACUGCGCGACUACUCCUGGAUGGAUAUUAGCGGGCUCAUUAAGUCUUUCACGGAGAAGACGCAAGAGUACAAGGUAGACCGGAUGGAAAAGAUUCAAAGCUGGUUCCCACGUCGUCGAGUUCUGUGCAUCGGCGAUUCUACUCAGAAGGAUCCUGAGGCAUACGCAGAGAUGUAUCAUCGAUACCCCGGGUGGAUCCAUGCCAUCAUUAUUCGGAAGGUGACAGAUGUAUCUCACAUGGAGGAGAAGAACAAACCCGAGAGGUUUGAAGCGGCAUUUAAGGAUAUACCCCCCGAAGCUUGGACUGUCUUUGAGGACACCCAGGAGCUCUAUGCCUUUGUCGAUGGAUUGGGCAUGGAAGACCAGGCACUUUAA